Molecule: messenger RNA, 2881 nt
Organism: Pungitius pungitius (ninespine stickleback)
Lineage: Eukaryota; Metazoa; Chordata; Actinopteri; Perciformes; Gasterosteidae
Exons: 4
Coding region: 6-581 (191 amino acids)
Source: RefSeq, a predicted model, not a curated record
AGCCAAUGGCGCAGGGUCCCCCGGGUGGCGUUAUCGGGAUCCUUGGAGGUGUCGUUGCCAUCGGACUCAUCGUCGGCGUGGCUGUUACUGUUUUCAUGGUCCAUCGGCGGCAGCAGAAGACUCGCACUGAGACGGAUAAUGACCUGACCGACCUUCCACCUGCCCACAAGCCAGCCCCGCCCCCGCCCAAAAAGAAGAACAGCGACAUGAAGGGACACUUGACAUCCGAUGACAUCCAGGUGGUUCAUCUGGACAAGGACGAGGAAAUGCAGAAGCUUCCUCUUCAGCCUCCUUAUUACGACAUGGCGCCCACCGAGUUGACCCCCUUCACUGAUAAACCGGACUCUGGGAGGCAUCCAGAAGAGCUGUUGAACCCGGCUGAAUACAUGAGCUACCAGCGUGUCUGCAACAUGGAUCACUUCCCUGAGUCUCAGCCCGCUCCGGCCCACCCUCCCGCUACUUUCUUGCCUCAACACCCCUACGAGCAGCAACCACCCCGCGAGCCCACGUACCCCAACACAAGCUUGCCUGCCCCCGGCCCCAGAGCACCGUUCACGUUUCCCAAGGAGCAAUCCGUGUGACACGCCACAUGCAACUCUUGGCUCGGCGAGAGGCAACAUGCCAGGGCCACAAGCACCUCAGGGUGAGCUAAGCGCCGGUAAACGGAUGUGCAUCUACUCCCACCUCAAUUCUAUUUGUUCUAAAAGCUUAAAACACGUUAAAAAAAAACGUUUCCAUCCCUGAAUCCCCCUGUGUUUUGUGCACUGUCUGCUCCACUGAGCCUGCCUGUGGAAACCGGCUCACCUAGUGAUGAUAGCGUAGCCGACACCAACUGCUCCCUCCCCCCAACCUUCACCCCCACUCAUCCUGUUUGUUUUUGAAUGCUUCCUCACCUUUUGGAUAUUUUGCUUUUUGGCCAAUUAUCUAAACUGUGUACAUAAUAUACCAUUGUGUCACUCGAGAUGCAUUUUUCUAUUUUAAUUUUUUACAUUUCCCACAGUUGUAGUGACCUUUAAAAGCUCCAUGCUUCUUUUUUGUUUGCUUUCUGUUUGUUUGUCAAUCAUAUGCUUGCAAGUCGUGUACUUUGUGUGAUUGAGUGUGUUCUGGUGAAAAAAAAACUAAUUCCAUUUGAUUUGUAAAGCUAAUUAUGAAUCUAUAAUGACAUGGACUACCCCUUUAAUGACAGUAAAUGACAGGGUUGUUACGUUAAGAUGUGAAUUGGCAAUCUCAACUGAAUCCUUCAUUACUUUUCAUAAUGGCUUUGCUGUUACGGAGUUUGACUGGAUAUUUUGGACUAUUGGAAGCAAAUGUUAUCCUCAUUAGCUUUGAAGAAAAACAAAGGGCUUGAGAACAAAUAGUAUUUGCUUUCUUGUAUUUCUCCAUGUAUUAUGAUCCAUCCAGGUUAUUAUUAUUAUUUUUGUUAUUAUUAUUAUUAUCAGGUAACAGUAGUUGCCAAAGGCAUGUAGUUUCACUCAUUUAUUGUCUGUUUGCCCUCCCGCCACAGUUUACAUGAAAACUCCCCGCUUUGUUGGGAAAAAAAUAUAGUUGAUUGGCAGUGUGUUACUCUUUCUCAGUUUACAUCAUGGGCUUGCUAUAUGCUGUAUUUUCCAUAUCUAUAUGUGUCAACCUGAGUACCUCAUGGAGGUUGAUGAGGUCCUUUGCGUUGUCAGCCCUUCCUGUUUGUGCAGAGUUGUUUAACUAAUAAGAAAUGUUCCUAAAUGCAGGUGCAAUAGGUGAAGACAAUCACAUACUUGGGUUGUCCUAGGAAGAAAAAAAAAGUUAAAAUAGGUCUACACAUACCUAAAAGAAAACAUUUUUCAAGGACAACCCAGACAUAAAAUGAAUAUAUGUUCAAAAUAUGAUUUGUUCUAAUAUAGCCUGAAGAGUUUCAAAUCAGUCAAAGAAACACUGAAGAGAAAAGCUUGAUACUGUAUUUUUUUAUAGAAUGCUUAGUUAUAUACAAUAGCACUACACUUAUUUUCUGAGUCAAUUUUACACUGUGACUGUUUAUUUCAAACCAUAUAUAAGCUAAUGUAAUUUAAGAGCCCGUUGCAGGAUACUGCUUGCUACACAUCAGCCCUCUAGAAGCAGCAAAUUUGCAUAAACUAAAAGUUCACUUUUUUUUUGCCGUGUCAAAUGUAGGUUUUGAAAAAAAAGAAAGAAAAGAAAAUACUUUGUGUUUGUGCUCAAUGUGAAAAAAUCCUUGAGGUGUUAAAGGUUAUUUAAUGUAUACUUUUAAUGGUGGUUAAUGGGAUAGAGUAAAACUUGUGAGACUUUCUCCUGUGCUCACCUUGUUGUCUUGCAAUGGCUCGAUAUGUGUGCUAGCAUUUAGUUUAAGCAGUGGUCUCUAAUUUUAACCGCUGAAGGAGUUUGAUAUUGCUGUACCCGCUGUGUGGUAAAACACUGAAAACACUUCUUGUCUUUUUGUGACACAUUUACGAUUCAUGAGAUCAUUCCUUUUCAUAACUAUUGUUAUCAUUAUAAUUUUGUGUAAGUGCUAUUACUUGCUAAAGGGAUGCUGAAAAUAGCAUUGACAUGUAAUUGUUUUCACUGUUGAAACCUUAUGUUUUCAGUCACGUCAUUACUUUGAGUGUCCUGAAGAUUAUCGCCAAUCAUUUGUUUUCACCCUUGUUUUGUAAGACUGUAACAUUUAGUUUUUAUUUUUUUAAACACAAAAAUAUAUAUAGUCCUACAGCACGUUUCUUUUGACAUUAAUUGUAUAUUUGUGGAAGGAUAAUACCUGAAUAAGUAUUAGGGUAAUGAACGUUUUUGUUGCUAAGAUAAUGAAAAUGUGUGUUUCUUUUUAUCUGUUUGAUGUAAAUAUUAACAAUGUAUCUGAUGUAUGAAGAAAAAAAAAUCAGUCAUAAAGUUUAACAUUAAA